UCUCUCCUCCCCCCCAGCUCUCCAGCACCAAUAACAAGAGCAAGAUCAGCAGUGGUUGCAGCGGACACAGGGCGACCAAAGCUGGUCUGCACCCAGCCUGCGUCAAGGAGACAGGAACUGAAAGAGGCAGAUUCACAGUAACAAGAGAGAAGAGGGAUUUUUGUGGAAAAAAACGAUGCUUGCAGGAGGCUGUUACAUCUGGAUAUUACAACCUGAUACAGGCUAUAUUAUCAACACACUGGUUAGAGAAAUAAGUGUAUUGGAGAGAAGGGUUAUAAUUAUAUAGAAAGAAGGUUACAGAGAGGGAAAUACAGAACUGAAGAUUGUAGUUGAAAUUUAGUACUCAGAAUCUGGAUAGUAAGAAAGAAAAGUGAUAAAGAGGGAUUAAGGGGAAAGAGAGGUACACAAAUAAACCCUCAGAAAAAGAGUAAAGCAGACUGGGUACAAAGAAAAGUAAUAUGUAUAGAGAGUUAACAGAUACAUGGGGUGAACGGAAAAAAAUACUAGGAAAAAUAAGAGAAGCAAAAACUGAAUAUGAAAACAUUAAAGAAGAGGGCCCACUUAGCAAGUGAGAUAAGUUCACAGAGGUAUCUAUGUAUGUAGUAUACACAGCAGAGCCCUUAACUUACACAACAGCACAGCAGUGGCACAGCACAUAGAGGGACAUAGGAACAAACACAGUUAUCUCUCAUCAGCAGCAGCACAUUGACAUCCAUCCUGAGAACCUGCAGCCUAUCUGCAUCAUCUGUGUAAACAUCGGCCCCCCUCCCAUCCUGAGCUCAGAGCAGCACUCAGUCCAAGCUCACACGCUUACUCACAACCAUAGCAUCACCAGGAGCCGCAGGGAGCUCUCCAGCAGCCCACGUAGGGUUUGGUAUUGUUGGUGCUGCAACCUGUUUUCCAUCUUAACACAAGCAGCCUGCUGGUGCUGUACUUUGCUGGAUUUUAGCUUGAUUCUAAGGAGAGCGUUCUUAGCAAUUCUCUGUACCAUGGGCUGAUAAAGGCAUCUUGUAGAUACUUGCUAUACCAUUGUGGCUCACUUGAAGCUGUUCUGGUAAAUAAUCAUGUGACGAAGAGUAAGAAUCUCCUUCGUCUUUUCCUCAGUGACCAUCUGCAAUGUCAUAGAGGUGGCUGCCUGCUGCCUGUCAUCCCGCUCUCACUAUGAGCCUAUUCUGUGCCCUCUGGCCAAAAUUACUCUGGUCAUUCAGUCUAUGCUUCCUGGGGAUGACAGUGCCAAGGUCAGGAGCCUCUCCACUGAAUUGUCAUAACACCUGUGUCUGUGCCAGCGACAUCAUCAGCUGCUCUAAGAAGGAAUUGACCAUAGUACCCAGUGGGCUGCCCAACUACACUGCAGUGCUUGACCUCAGCCAUAAUAGCGUGACUCGCUUGCGGGCUGAGUGGACAUCAGCCCCUCUAAAGAAACUGCACACCCUGCUGCUCUCUCACAAUUCUCUUACCUUUAUAUCUUCUGAAGCUCUCAUCCUCACUCCCCAUUUGCGACAUUUGGAUCUGUCCUGCAACAAGCUCCGCUCCCUAGAAGAAAAUGUGUUCAGCGCCCUAGAGAACCUGGAGGUACUACUCCUCUUUCAGAACUCCAUUAACUACAUUGACCGCACCGCCUUUGAUGAAAUGGCACAUCUGCAGAAGCUAUACAUGAGUCAUAAUCUCAUAAACCGCUUCCCCCUUGAACUGGUAAAAGACGGAGAGAAGCUUCCAGAACUGGCACUCCUUGAUUUGUCCUUUAACCGCAUUAAGAUUCUGCCUGUCACUCAACUUCGGAUGCUGCCCGCCUGGGUCAGCAAUGGACUUUUCUUACAUGGGAAUCCACUGACCUGUGACUGUGAGCUUUAUGGACUCUACUGGAGCUGGCAUGUGAGGCAACUCUCCUCUAUCAUAGAUUUCCGAGAUGAACUGCGGUGCCACCCUGUGCCUCAAAACAAGCUUCUCACAAUCAACAUCUUUAUCCUCAACAGCAGUGAGGGGCUCAACUGCAGUGCAGUUCGAGAGGCUGGCAUGGAGGCAUACCUGGGAGAGACAGUCACCUUACACUGUGAUACUAAAUUAAGGGGUGGGAGCCAAGUGUGGAUAACCCCUGAUAAUGUAUGGGUACAGGCUCAUUCUGGGGGGACUAGUGGGAACCGAAGCGUAUCAGUACUGAGCAAUGGUAGUCUUCAGAUACGGCCGAUACGGUUAGAAGACAAGGGAACAUACACCUGUUAUGCCCAGGGUGAAUCACUGAAUGAAACACUGUAUGUGACUUUGACUGUGUUCAAUUUCACACAGCAUGUCCACCAAGACACAUUAAACACGGCUUACACAACUCUGGUGGGCUGCGUGGCCAGUGUUAUACUGGUGCUGAUAUAUUUAUAUCUUACCCCAUGUCGCUGUUGUUGUCGGCCUAGUGAUAAAGGUCAAGGAGAGGACAGAGACAGCAUCCGCUCUUCUGUCCUAAGUGCCACACCUAACCACGAGACUACCAGUGACAAGGCCGCACUCAGCCGUCAUGUAGCUUUCCUAGAACCCUCUGGAGAUCUGCGGGGCCAGAAUGGAAAACUAAAACCCAAUGGGUCACAGGAGGUGCCUGGAAUUAAGGGACCUCCAUUACAACCACAUUCACCCCACAGGAAGCUAUCAGACCCAGGAUCCAUCAGUUCAGUGUUCUCUGACACCCCUAUUGUGGUGUAAUGGAAGGAUUUUGCUAAAUGGGUGACAUGGAAGGACAGAAGGGUGCAAGGGAAAACUACCUGCAGAGCUGUAUCUCCCAUAUACCUUUCUAACAAUCUGUUCUGUGAUUUCAGCAUGUGCAUGUAUAGUGCGAGCUCAACCAAUGAGAGUGGGCAAGAGAGAGAAUACAGGAUAGAAACUGAAACUAUAAACAGCAAUACAAGAGACUGAGAACUGAAGUAGGGGAUUUGGUUUACAUAUAGCGAAAUGGAGGGGGUUGUGAAAGGUUAGACUUAAUGGAGUCAUGUAAUUGUCAGUUCCAUUUAGUUAUUUGCAUUAGUCCAUCAGCAAAUGUGAAAUUACAAGUAAACUAUUAAAUGCAGGAAUUCUCUUGUGGGCCAAAGCCAAACAAUUCAUCCGGCACUUACUGAAGGAAACUUUACUCUAAUUGCCAUAAAUUAAUUCUAUAGACACAAAUAUACAGCUUUCAUUGUACAUUUCUCCUGUUUACAAGUUGGCACUUACUGUGCUACAGUAAAAAAAAUGUUUGUUUUUCCCAGUAUAUCACACAGAUCCCAUCUUUUUUCAUGGUAACUUACCUAUUGUAUUAUGUCUCUCAGUGCUUAUAUGACUCAUACUGUGAUUGACCUUUUAAAGCAGAACCGUCCCAGAAAAAGCACAUUGUCUUAAAUAAUAAUGGCUUGGUUUGGCAUCGCUAUUAUUAGGCGGCCCUGGCAUUGGAAAUGCUACAUGUGCUGUGCCAGUUCAGCUUCGCCUUUCCCAGAAUCCUCCUCCCUUUAGCUUUGGAAGCUUAAAUACUCAGCAAGCUUAAAGCUCUCACAAACUGCAUAGCAAAUGUAUUUGUAAGUUUGGCAGAUAUAAAAAUAUAAGAAAAACCCUCCUGUGUGUUUGAGAGAAAACAUAACUAGCAAUUAAACCUUAGUUGUGCUAUAUCUCUCUUGCAUCCAUACUAAUGAGUAGAAGGUAUGCAAUUUUAAUAUAAAAGUAAUGUUUAAAAAUGGACAGUCUACUCCAGAAUUGUUAUUGUUUAAAAAAGAUAAUCCCUUUAUUAUUAUCAUUUAUUUAUUAUAAUUUAUUUGUAUAGCGCCGCCAAAUUCCGUAGCGCUUUAUUACCCAAUCCCCAGUCUUGCAUAAUCAAUACGGUUAUAUUAAUACACUUUUUACCUCUUUGAUUACCUUGUAUAUAAGUCUCUGCAGAAUGACCCCUUAUUUCAGUUCUUUUAACUGACUUGCAUUUUGCCCAAUCAGUGCUGACUUAUAUAUAACUCCACGGGAGCGAGCACAUCUAUAUGGCACACACAGACAGACUAGCUCUGUCUAGCUGUAAAAAAAAAAUUCAAAAUGCGGCCUUCAAGGGCUUAGAGUCUAGACAUUUGCAUAUGAGCGCCUACCUAGGUUUAGCUUUCAACAACGAAUACCAAGAGAACAAAGCAAAUUUAAUGAUAAAAGUAAAUUAGAAAGUUGUUUAAAACUGAAUGCCCUAUCUGAAUCAUGAAAGUUUAAUUUUGACUAGACUGUCCUUUUAAACAUACAUUUCAGACCUAUAAACAAAGCUGCCAUUUACUCACUUCUACAGAAUAUUUGUUUUGAUUUAAAAAAAAAAAAAACCCAUCAAUUUAAACAUGUUUAAAUUUAAACAAGCAGGAAUAUUUUUUUUUAUUUUUUUUUUUACCACAGGAGCAUCCCUUUAAAAAAAUGUAAUGCAUUUUAAUAAUAUCUUGUAUUUGCAGCAAUGAAAAAAAUGUCUUUAAUUCUGCAAUUUGACGUACACAAGCCUGCCAACCCUAGGAGUGUGUGUUUCACGAUUAUCCUUUGUGUGCAUAAAUGUUUUAGGCUUGCUUUUUUCAUUCUUGUUGUUAUAAAUGUUUAAAUGUAUUUUAGCAGUUUGUACACACAAAGGAUGGUCAUAAAAAUAUUGCAAAGAAAAAAACACAGACAACUGAACUGUUAUUUAAGAAUUUACUUAUAAUUUCACAAUUAAUGUAAUUCCCGGUAGACUCUUCCAUCAUGCAAAUGUGCUUCCACUUUUCACUGUUAUCGUUUGCUUUACCUCCUUCUCCUGUCCCAUUGUCUUGCAUCUCUUGUAUUCUGCUGAGCAUUGCUCCCUGCACGGGGUAUACAAAUAUAUAAAUAUAUAAAUAUAGAUAUUAUUUUAUUUAUUGAAGUCAGAAGUCUGGCUGUUUUAUUGUUAUGAUAGCCUGGAUUCUGGAAAUAAAAAAUAUAAGUUCAUGA
Messenger RNA from Bombina bombina (fire-bellied toad), 4917 nucleotides. RefSeq names its product adhesion molecule with Ig like domain 1 (gene AMIGO1). The record is from RefSeq and is a predicted model, not a curated record. Bases 1162 to 2685 code for a protein of 507 amino acids. NCBI's taxonomy places the organism in Eukaryota, Metazoa, Chordata, Amphibia, Anura, Bombinatoridae. Gene Ontology annotation, molecular function: protein binding. The transcript is spliced from 2 exons.